Messenger RNA from Phacochoerus africanus (Common warthog), 4816 nucleotides. RefSeq names its product heparan sulfate-glucosamine 3-sulfotransferase 3B1 (gene HS3ST3B1). Bases 455 to 1633 code for a protein of 392 amino acids. Gene Ontology annotation, molecular function: [heparan sulfate]-glucosamine 3-sulfotransferase activity. The transcript is spliced from 2 exons. The record is from RefSeq and is a predicted model, not a curated record. Lineage: Eukaryota; Metazoa; Chordata; Mammalia; Artiodactyla; Suidae.
CGGCUCUCUUCCUGCGCAGUUCUUCUCAGCCUCCGCGGGGAAGCGCCGGGGCUGCGCUCAGGGCUCAGUUCUCUGGACCGCGAGGAGGCAGCCCCGGCGAGCGGCCGUGCGGUGCGCACCGUGUGGAGGGACCAGGGCGCGGGGGUGCGGUGCUCUGCUGGCCCCGAGCGCGGCGUCGCGCCACAGGAGCAGCCCCCGGCCAGCAGUUGCCGCCGCCCGACUUUCGUUCCAGUUGCGGCUCCUCAGGGCAACAUGUCAAAAACCGCCGCCGCUACAGCUGCCGCCGCCACCUGGGGAAGAGCAGCCGCAGAAGCAGCAGCAGCGGCGGCCGCCGGCGCGCGGGGGCAAUAAGCCCAACCACCCGGCGUCCAGGGAACCCUCUCUGCGCUCACUGCUCCGGCGGGACCCGCGCCAUGUGCUGAGCCAUGCCCCUCGCCGCGCCCGCGGGCAGCGCAUGGGGCAGCGCCUGAGCGGCGGCCGAUCCUGCCUCGAUGCCCCCGGCCGGCUCCUGCAGCAGCAGCCGCCGCCGCCGCCCCCGCCGCCGGUGAGGAGGAAGCUCGCGCUGCUCUUCGCCAUGCUCUGCAUCUGGCUCUACAUGUUCCUGUACUCGUGCGCCGGCUCGUGCGCCGCCGCGCCGGGGCUGCUGCUGCUGGGCUCGGGGUCCCGCGCCGCCCACGCCCCGCCGGCCCUGGCCGCGGGCUCCGUCGGGCCUCCCCUGAGGCAGCGGUUCCCGGCGGCGCCAGCCACCCCGCUGGCUGCUGGCGGGGAGACGGCCGAGGGCGCCGCGAGCCAAGAGGAGCAGAGUCCUGAGGCGCCGGACUCCCCCAGCUCCAUCUCCACCUUCUUCAGCGGGUCCGGGAGCAAGCAGCUGCCGCAGGCCAUCAUCAUCGGCGUGAAGAAGGGCGGCACGCGGGCGCUGCUCGAGUUCCUGCGCGUGCACCCCGACGUGCGCGCCGUGGGCGCCGAGCCCCACUUCUUCGACCGCAGCUACGACAAGGGCCUCGCCUGGUACCGGGACCUGAUGCCGCGGACCCUGGACGGACAGAUCACCAUGGAGAAGACGCCCAGCUACUUCGUGACGCGCGAGGCGCCCGCGCGCAUCUCGGCCAUGUCCAAGGCCACCAAGCUCAUCGUGGUGGUGCGGGACCCGGUGACCAGGGCCGUCUCGGACUACACGCAGACGCUCUCCAAGCGGCCCGACAUCCCCACCUUCGAGAGCCUGACCUUCCGGAACCGGAGCGCCGGCCUCAUCGACACGUCGUGGAGCGCCAUCCAGAUCGGCCUCUACGCCAAGCACCUGGAGCACUGGCUGCGCCACUUCCCGCUGCGCCAGAUGCUCUUCGUCAGCGGCGAGCGCCUCAUCCGCGACCCGGCCGGCGAGCUGGGCCGCGUGCAGGACUUCCUGGGCCUCAAGCGCAUCAUCAGCGACAAGCACUUCUACUUCAACCAGACCAAGGGCUUCCCCUGCCUCAAGAAGGCCGAGGGCAGCGGCCGCCCGCACUGCCUGGGCAAGACCAAGGGCAGGCCGCACCCCGAGAUCGAGCGCGAGGUGCUGCGGCGGCUGCGCGACUUCUACCGGCCCUUCAACCGCAAGUUCUACCAGAUGACCGGCCAGGACUUCGGCUGGGACUGACCGACGCCCCCGCCCGGGCGGUGGGACUUCGCCCAGGGCUUAUUAAAUAUGGAGAGAGAUUAUAUGUAUGUAAAAUGUACAGAAAUCUAUUUUAUAAUAAUUUAUUUUUAAUUCAUAAGCAAUUAAUUCACUAAGAUGCCUAGGCACGCUCUUUAGAGAGUUAGCUUCAUAAUCUGUUAACAUUCCAAAGUGUUUAACUCUGACUUUUUCUUCUUUGCCUCACAAUUGAUGGUGCUUCCAUUUCCCCUUCCCCUUGGUACCCAUUGUAUUUAAAAAGAAGAAAAGCACAACUUGAGAUUUUUGUCGUUACGGGUAUGCAGCCUUUGCGCGCUGGGCGAAUUCACUUGCCAUCUCUGUGUCUUGGGUCCCUGCUCCCCUCCUGCCUGGGCACCUGCUGGGAGCCCGGCACUGCCAGGCCUCACGGAGCAGCUUCCUCGCAGAUGUGAUGGCACGUCCAAGGGCACUAGGUUUUCCCCCAAGUCUGCUCAGCAUGCUGGGGGCGGAUUUGGGGGACCCCUACCUUUGCAGGAUCCCCUGCAUCCUGUCAGGGUCUGCAUGUCAGGCCCGUGUGCUUUAGCUUUCACCUUUGAAGGACGGCUCUCAUCCUCUCGCUUCUGUCCCAGUCCUUGGUUCAUGAACCUGCUUGAAGUGGAUGCAGAUGUCCGCCGCCCCCUCUCUCCCAGGUCAAGUGUGUGAUGCUUGGUGCUGCUUUCGAAAUAAAGACGGUGUCUUCUAAUUUGCAUGCGACUGCACCCUGCUCCGUCCUCCAGGCAGACAGUCCUGCUUUGACACACCAAAGAAUCCCCUAGGCCCGCAGACCCACUGGCACAAACCAGGGAUGCUGGGUGUUGGGUCCCGAAGGGGCCAGGCGCACCCCACGCCCUCUGAGUGUUCCAAGGUGCCUGUAGGUGCAGAGCCAGCCCCUGGUGGAUGUCUGGGUCUUCUCUGUUUGGAAUUCCUAGCUCGUCUCAGACAACACGGUCAAACCACCAGAACCAGGAGAGGCUCUUGUAAAAAGAGGCAGGACACUGGCCUCACUUUGCCCGGAAGCACUCCAGCCUGAACUGGGUGCUGCUGCCCCUUCUUUUAGCCAGGCCCUGGCAGAAGGGCAGCCAGCACUGUCGCUGCUGAUCCGGAAUGCUCUCCCCUACCUGUCCUUGGAGAGCACGCUGGCGGGGGGCCAUUUAUGAUGACCGGCUAAGGGCAGUUGGGCAACCAAAUACAUAUCCCGUGAUGUCAUCUUCACUUUAUCCUCAGCUUUCUAAACCAGGAUGCUUCUCCUACAAAAGAGUUGUCAUUUGCAUUAUACGUUGCUUAAGGAAUCUAUGGGGUGAUGUUGUUGAAACGGCUGGGUUGUGAUAUUUACAAAGGACACUUGUGUACCUUCUGUGGGCUAACUUUCUCUGUAGAGUAAUGAAACACUGGCCUUUAAGUGAUAUCUUGUUGAUCAUCUGGUUCGUAUUGGCCCCCAAGUUGCAGCCCAGAUGUAGCUGGUGCCUGCUUAGGAGCAAAAUGACCAUCGUGUAGGUUUUAUGUAGGGGGAUGGCCAUGGGGGCUCCGUGCGUUUCUGAGAGGUUAUAGUCACUUCAUAGCUUUGUUUCCCCCUCUACCAAGUUGAGUAGGACCUACCCUUAGGGAAAUGCCAUAAUCCCAGCAUGGCUCUCCCCGCUUGUUGGAAGAGACUUGGGCAUCAAAGGCAUCUUCCUAAGGGUGCUAACUCAUCAUGCACUUUUCCAAUCAGAAGACUCAUUGGCAAUAAAACUGAGGACACCCCAGCAUAACAUUGCUUACAGGCAAAGCCAGUCCACGUCUUCCCCCCGAUCCUGCCCUGUCUGGUCCUGGCCACUCUUGGUCUCCGACGUGGUCCAGGAUGUCGAAUCACAGAACAGGUCAGAGUGGCGCACAUGAACUUCUCCUUCCCCAGCGGGUCCCUGCUGUCUUUCCAAGCUGGACCAUUUUUUGAUUCAGUUGUUUAUUCCCUGCCUUAAAACUAAAACAGGAAGUUUUCAGAUAGGAGGGUCGCUGAGUCACAAACCCUGAAGCAAGUCAAGAUUCUAUUCUGGGUCAAAUCCUUGAAUCCAAACAGAUGUCAAUAAUUAGCACGAAGGACGAGAGCACGGUUUUCUGUGGAAGACAAAUAAAUCAGACAUCCUGUGCAUCUCUUCCAAGAGGUCUGAUGGCUUACAGUUCCCGACUGAUCCCCACGCAGCAUCAGCCCCAAGGUUACAGCCGGUCACCUGACAGUCAUUACAGCUCUGGAGCCCGCCUGGCUUCCUCUUGGAGAAGGCAGGCAGUCCAGAAAGUGAGGCCUUGACUCUCUUCCCGUUCUAGCCAUCUGCAAGGCCACAGCUUAAGUUUUUAGCUGCUAGAAGACAAACACCAUUUCACCUUCUGGCCCUGUGUCCUAACACAUGCUCUGGGUUUCUUCCAGUUUACAGGAAAAGCUCUGCUAUUCACGGGGGCACUUUAUUCCACUCAGUUUUGUUUUUCUUGCUAAAAACAAACAGAAAGGUUAACACACACACAAACGGGAGGUUUUUAUUGUUCCUAUCCAGCCCACAGCGUCCUUGAGGUGUGUGUACGGUGGUCUGUUAACUUGGUAGGUGGUACCAGAAAAGCUAUUUGGAUGCACUGACGGCAUCACACACACGUCGCGAUUGAAAGACGGAGGAGAGAUUGUUUUCUUCAUGGGAUCCUCCCAGGAACUCAUUCUGAGUGACAGGUACAUUAUAGACCUUUGGAGAAACACACUUCAGAUCCUGCCUGGAUAUUUGCUUAAGACAGGACAAUGAAAGUUUCCGCUAAGCUAGAAACACUUAGCAUCUAAGAUGCUGACAUGGAAGACGAUGCCCUUUUUCUUUGCAGUGGAUCGAGAAAGAUGCUCAAUAAAACUCCAAGGUGUGGUUAGAAUUUUUUUUUUCUUCACUUCUGUAACAUUAAUUUAUGACUGAGUUUCGUUCACCAGUAAUCUGGAACACUGUGCAAAUUCUAGCAGUGUGCCCUCUAUACCCUGGAUGUUAGAAUAGCCAAUAUGUACAAAAAAAAAAAAUAAAUAAAUCAAGUAUUUUGUCCUAUGUAUAACACAAAUUAAUUUUACACAGAGAAAGAUGUUUCUAGGAAAAUGAAAUUCUGGGAAUUCAUACUAUUUCUUUGUAUGAACAAAUAAAAUCUAUUUUUACCAAC